AGACCCCACCCUUUGUGUUUCCCGCACCGUCAAUCAAAAUAGAAACAAUUGACUAGAGUCACCGAUUGCAGCCAGCCUUCGAUUAUUGUAAUCAUGUUUCGCUUGUGGUAAUACAGAGAUUCUGCGAAAUAAAAUAAUUCACGCAAUGACUGCCCCAGAACAGCCAGUGAAACAAGAGGAAAUGGCUGCCUUGGACGUGGACAGCAGUCAAAGCGAGUUUCUGCAGCAAGACUGUGGCACAGGAGAUCAGGACACUCAGUCGUCAUCGCUCGCUCUGCUGGCAGCUACCUGCAGCAAGAUCGAGUCGGCAUCAUCAGAUGGGGGUAACGGUACUGCCGCUGCAGUGACGACAGACCUAACAUCCAUCCAGUUAACAGGGAACCCAGAUAGAUGGGAGGUUUUGACCCCCACAACAACACGGAAGGAGGAACCUGGCGCGGUCCAUAUCCAGAGUCGGGGGAUCGUGACAUCAAACGGACAGUAUGUUCUUCCUCUCCAGAACCUUCAGAGCCAACCGAUCUUUGUGACAUCAGGAAGCGACACCUCCGCCAACACCGUGCCUAACAUUCAGUACAUUCAGACAGCUGAUGGACAGCAACUGAGCUUCUCCACCUCCAGUGAGGACGGGGCCACUCUGAGCCAAGAUGCCACAGGGCAGAUCCAGAUCUUGCCUGACGGAACUCAGACUAUAAGUGUGACUGGGGCCGGAGACAUCCUUACUAAUAACCAGAACCUCAUAUCACAGACUGGUCAUGUCCAGCAGAUCCAGGGUGUUUCUAUCGGCAGCUCCACCUUUAACAACCAGGGUCAGGUUGUCACUAAUGUGCCUAUGGGGUUGCCAGGGAACAUCACCUUUGUCCCCAUUAGCAGUGUGGACCUGGACUCCCUGGGCCUCUCUGGUGCUCAGACUAUAGCAACAGGGGUCACUUCUGAUGGCCAGCUCAUCAUGACCAGUCAGCCUGUGGACAGCUCUGAGAGUUUGGAGAAGACAGGUGACCAGCACUCGCAAACACUGUCUGUAAAUGACUUGAAUGCUAAUGCAGACAUGUAUGUGCCAACGUCCUCCGCCCAGCUGCCUGAGGCCAUGGAUGAGACGGGUGUUCUAACCCAAGCCCCAGAGCAGACAGACCCCUCUGGUCUCCAGGGCUACAUUCAGCAGAACCAGGUCCAGAACAUCCAGGUGUCCUCAGGUCAGUCCAUCAUCCAGCUGCAACAGGUGCCAGUCCAGACCAGUGAUGGUCAGCUGGUGCAGGCAGCAGGGGGACAGACCAUGCAGAACGUUCAGCUCAUCAACCCAGGGACCUUCAUCAUCCAGGCCCAGACCGUCACGGCCUCAGGGCAGAUCCAGUGGCAGACCUUUCAGGUGCAGGGGGUCCAGAACCUCCAGAACCUCCAGCUGUCCACCAACCCAGCCCAGCAGAUCACACUGGCCCCAUUGCAAACCCUGUCUCUGGGCCAGGGAGAAGCGCAACAGAUCCCCAACCUGCAGACUGUGACUGUCAACUCUCUGGUCCAGGCUGGCAUUCAGUACCAGCAGGCAGAGGACACCAACAGCCCUGGAGACGUCCAGAUAAAGGAGGAGCCGGACUCCGAGGACUGGCAGCUGGGCAGUGACUCCACUCUGAACACCAGUGACCUUUCCCACCUGCGGGUCAGGCUAGAGGACGAGGAGGACCAACUCGGCGAGGGGGGCAAGCGGCUACGCAGGGUGGCCUGCACCUGCCCCAAUUGCAAAGAGGCUGGGGGGAGAGGAUCUAACAUGGGGAAGAAGAAGCAACACAUCUGUCACAUUCCGGGCUGUGGGAAGGUGUACGGGAAGACAUCCCACCUGCGAGCGCACCUGCGCUGGCACUCAGGGGAGCGGCCCUUCGUCUGCAGCUGGAUGUACUGUGGGAAGAGGUUCACACGCAGCGACGAACUGCAGAGACACAGAAGGACACAUACAGGGGAGAAGAAGUUUGUCUGCCCGGAAUGUUCCAAGCGCUUCAUGCGGAGCGACCACCUGGCCAAGCACAUUAAAACUCACCAGAACAAGAAAGGAGUCAUGAACUCUGUGAGCAACGCGGUGGUGGGCUCCAUGGAGUCCGCGGGCUCGUCAGACAGCAUCAUCACGGGGGGCGGCACCACCCUCAUCCUCACCAACAAUCAGCAGGGCUCCGGUAACUCCCAGGACAUCCUGGCCAAUGCUGAAAUCCCACUACAACUGGUCACUAUAGCAGCCGGAGAAGUCCUAGAGAUGGCCGAGUCACAGUGACACUCACUUGCUCAUCACUCAUUUUCCCUGCUUAUAUAUAUAUAUAUAUAUAUAUAUAUAGUACCAGUCAAAAGUUUUUUACACACCUACUCAUUCCAGGGUUUUUC
Messenger RNA from Oncorhynchus gorbuscha (pink salmon), 2361 nucleotides. Its product is annotated as transcription factor Sp3-like. NCBI's taxonomy places the organism in Eukaryota, Metazoa, Chordata, Actinopteri, Salmoniformes, Salmonidae. Gene Ontology annotation, molecular function: DNA-binding transcription factor activity, RNA polymerase II-specific; RNA polymerase II cis-regulatory region sequence-specific DNA binding. The record is from RefSeq and is a predicted model, not a curated record. Gene Ontology annotation, biological process: regulation of transcription by RNA polymerase II.